CCCCAAUCCAAACCCACGCUGCUAUAUAUAUAAAGGACAAAUCGGAAAAAACAUCAGCUCCUACUCCUCAGUUUCAACAUGCGAGGGCUCCUCCUCUGCUGCCUUGUGGCCCUGGCCUCAUGUCAAACCGUCCAUUAUGAGCUCAGCCUGAACCCGAAGAUGACCUACGAGUAUAAAUAUGACGGAGUGGUGAAUUUUGGACUCGGCAUAUCGAACAUCGCUGAGUCUGCUGCAAAAAUCACGUGCAAGAUCAAGAUCAUCGGUGCAUCCGAGCAAACAUUCAUUCUUCAGGUUUCAGAAUUGGCCUUCGAGGAGUUCAACGGCUUCCCGGGGAGAAACCACUUCGCCGCCUCCCCAAAGCUCACCCAGCGUAUCGCUUCCGACCUCGUCAAACCCUUCAUGUUUGACUACGUCAGCGGACACGUCAGUAACAUCCGAGCCUCCGCUGAGAUUUCUGACACCAUUGUCAACAUUGUGAGAGGAAUACUGGGUUUGUUCCAAGUCACUGUGAAGACCACACAGAGGAUCUAUGAGCUGGAAGAGGCUGGCAUCCAAGGCAAGUGUCAGAGCAGCUAUGCUACAGAAGAAAACGCGGAAACAAAGGACAUGACCAUCACUCAGGUUGUGGAUGUCAAUACCUGCAAGGAGAAAGCAGCACUCUACAGGGGAAUGGCCACCGCUGUGCUGGACCAAGUCUCCAAACAGAGAGGGGAGUCUGUGAUUUCCACAGUGAGAUAUGUGUACACAGUCAAGCCAACUGCAGAGGGAGGUGUCAUCACCAGGGCUCAUGGCCUGGAGCAACAGCACUUCAGCCCCUUCAACGUGAAGGGCGGCAGUUUCAUGAUGCAAGCCACGAAGGAAAUGGUGCUGCUCGGCGUGAACGACACAGAGAGAGCCGUCAUGUUCGGGCCAAUGGAGAGCAAGGGCGACCUUGUUUACAAGUUUGUCAAUACAGAAACUAAUGUCCCCAUUAUGAUGCAGAACCUGGAAGACCCAAUACCAAAGGCUAUUGAGUUGAUCAAGCAUCUGGCUAAGGUCAAUCGUUACCAGAUUGACAGUGCAACAUCUGAGGACACUAUAAAGCUGUAUCAACUCCUGCGAGCGAUGCCCUAUGAAGGAUUAGAAGUUAUGUGGAUGCAAUUUGAAGGAAAUGAAGACCAAAGACGUUGGUUUUUGGACAUGAUUGUUGAGGUCAACGACGCCAGAAUCCUGAAGUUCCUGGAGGUCAGGUUCCAGGCUGGAGACGUGUCUGUGACUGAAGGUUUCCAAACCCUUUUGAUGGCGAUGAACCAUCUCCAGGCUAUUCCUGAUCUGGUUGAGAUGGCUAAAAUGUUCCUGACCAUGCCCUUUUGUAAAUCCAAUAUCUAUCUGUGGCAUACUGUGGUGCUUUCCUACGGCUCUCUGGUGUACAAGCACUGUGCCUAUUAUACACCUUGUCCUGUAGCGGCUGUUCAGCCACUGCUGGACAUGGCUGUGGAGAGUCUGGGGAGUGGCAAAGAGGCAGACAUGGUCAUCGCUCUGAAAGCUCUGGGGAACGCAGGUCAUCCAGGCAGCAUUAAAACCAUCAUGCGCUUCCUCCCUGGAGUCGCUGCCAACCCUGUGGAUCUGCCGCCUCGUGUGCUGAGUGCUGCCGUGCAGUCUAUGAGACUCAUAGCUGCCAGAGACCCUCAAAGUGUCCAAGACAUCACAAUGAGUCUGUUCCUGCAGAAGGACCUUCCCACUGAGAUACGCAUGCUGGCUUUCAUGAUCCUGUUUGACACCAAACCCUCAAUGGCUCUGGUGUCCAUAGUGACUGUGCAUCUACAGGAGGAAAGGGACCUCCACAUUAUUAGUUUUGCAUACUCCUACUUGAAAAGCCUUGCCAGAUCCAGUACUCCAAACAACCACUUUCUCUCAACUGCCUGCAACGUAGCCGUGAAAAUCCUGGCCCCUAAAUUCGGUCGUCUCAGCUAUCACUACAGCAAAGCCAUACACAUGGACUGGUUUAAUGACGAUUUCCUAAUUGGUACAGCCGCAGAAGUCUUCAUGCUGAGGAGUGCAACAAGCAUCUUCCCCACUGAAAUCAUGAUGAAAGGAAAAUUCUAUUUCAUUGGUAGAAUUCUGCAGCUAAUGGAGUUGGGCAUCCGUGCUGAAGGGCUUAAGGAGCUGUUUGGUAACGGCAUCCCUAGUUUUAAAGGAGAUCUUAGUUUCGGUGACUUUCAGGCUAUUCUUGGUGUGCUUCAAAACUGGGAAAUUAUGCCCGACGAUAAGCCCAUCCUAUCUGCUUAUACACGCGUCUCUGGACAAGAGUGGUUCUUUGCUGAUAUGAACAAAGAAACCAUUGAGAAACUCAUCAGGGCUGUCAGUCCCUCUGCAGGGAACGAGAGUGCUUUGUGGGCUGCCAUUGAGAAUCUACAAAGGGGAGUGUCGUGGCAUCGGACCAAGCCGUUUUUAAUCUUUGAGGUUCGCUACUUCCAAGCCACCAUCCUGGGUCUCCCACUGGAGAUAAGCAAAUACUAUCAAAGCGUCAAUGGGAUCACUGUAAAUGCCAAAGCUGCAGUAAAACCACCACUGACUCAACAUCUUGGACAACUGUUGACUUCUGAAAUUUCAAUGGAAUCUGAUGGUUUUAUUGGUUACACGAAGGAUUUCUGGGUUUUCUACGGGAUCAACACGGAGCUGUUCCAGUGCGGGACCGAGUUUAAGAGCAAAACACCUAUCGCUAUCCCGUGGAAGUUUGCGACCAAGAUCAAUGUCGCAGAAAAGAAGUUUGAACUCGACUUCCCUGCGUGCAAAAAAGAGUUUGAGCUCCUUUCAGUCAGCUCCAACGUGUACGCAGUCUCCAGGAACAUUGAGGAGCCAGCUUUGGCUAAAAUGACUCCAAUAAUGCCCAACGGUAUUGACGCCAAUCAUGAAGUCGUCCACAUGGGCCCCACAGUUGUGAAGCCUGAGUCAGAUGAGACACCAAACACCUGGCACACAAGUAACAAAAUGUGUGCUGAGAGUAACAUUUAUGGAGCUGGUAUGUGCGUGGAGUCUGAGUUGAGAAGAGAGUAUUAUCAUGAGGAAUACCCCUUGUACUAUUUUCUGGGAUACACCCACAUGGCAGUCAAAGUAGCACCAGCCCAGGCAAUCAAAGCUGUUGACAAAAUCCACUUUGAGGUUAAUGCCGGCCUGACCAGACAUCCAGGCAGCGACGGCCAACUGCUUGAGACUCUGAGGAGGCUUUCCAAGGAGGCCACCCAGCGAGUGCGUCUGUCCUCUGAUUCAGCCUCCAGCGCCAGAGGAUCCAAUCAGAGCCAUCAGGACCACGUAAUGGAAGUCCCCAACUCAAUACCUGAAGUUGUGUUCAAUAUCAAAGCCUUCGCCACGAGUGGCAACGAGAAGCCCGAGGGUUACGAUGCAGUCUUUUACUACACGCCUGAGGCAAACCUUAAGAACGUCCAGCUGAUUGUGUCUCAGGUUGGGGAAGACACCAACUGGAAGAUGUGCAUCGACACCACUGUGAACGCCCACGCCGACACAAAGGCACAACUUAAAUGGGGAGCCGAAUGUCAGUCCUACGAAAUGACAAUGAAAUUUGCGACUUUACGUCUGCCUGGCUCCAAGCCAACGCUCAAGGCCAAAAUGCAAUGGACCAGGAUCCCAGAGUACAUGGCGGAACUGGGCACAAGAAUUAAAAGCUACAUCCCAGGCAUGGCUUUCCUCCUCGGCUUCUACCAGCAACAUGAGAGAAAUGCCAAGCAGGAGAUUUCUGCAUCAGUUAUUGCCGCCUCAGCAGACAGCGUCGAUGUGAAGAUUAAAUUCCCAGAGUAUACAAUCUACCACCGGGAUAUCCCAGCUCCACUGCCGCCUGUCAGUUUUCAGGAGUUUCAACACAACAUCACAAACGCAACAAUAUACAGCUUUGGACGCGCAUAAAAAAACAUAGAGAGCAACAAAGCCCAGAUGGGAGCCAGAUGCCUCUUUUCACAGUGAUAACGCCGCAACCAAAAAUCCCACCACCGUGAUGAAAAGUGAGGAUCAUAAAAGAUGCAUCAGCAAUCCGUCAGAUGUCACUAGUUUGGAAAUGACCCGUAAAGGUCCUGAUUUAUUCAUUAUGAAGUGUGUUAAUAUUUGAACAACCUCUUCUGAUGGAAUAUUGUGUAAAUUCAUGCUUAUGCCCCCAAAAACAUUGUAUCUUCAUGAUAAUGGAUUCACCAAAACCUGUUUCAGCAAGAUUUGUUCUUUUGCUCUGGUUCUGUCGAUAUAAAUUCUUUGUUCAUCCAAA
Molecule: messenger RNA, 4249 nt
Organism: Sebastes umbrosus (honeycomb rockfish)
Lineage: Eukaryota; Metazoa; Chordata; Actinopteri; Perciformes; Sebastidae
Gene: vtg3
Product: vitellogenin 3, phosvitinless
Exons: 28
Coding region: 79-3900 (1273 amino acids)
Biological process (GO): lipid transport
Molecular function (GO): lipid carrier activity
Source: RefSeq, a predicted model, not a curated record